Leguminivora glycinivorella is the source of this 1402-nucleotide messenger RNA. RefSeq lists its product as uncharacterized. The coding region runs from base 197 to 661 and encodes 154 amino acids. The record is from RefSeq and is a predicted model, not a curated record. NCBI's taxonomy places the organism in Eukaryota, Metazoa, Arthropoda, Insecta, Lepidoptera, Tortricidae. The transcript has 5 exons.
CCCCACCUCACACAUUAUCCAGAUAUCCAAUCGUUAUCUAUUCUUUACCAUAAGUACCCACCGAAUUGUAAUAUAAGUAUUUACAUUUCUAAAAGAAUACGGGUCCAAGUGCAAGUGUGCAACCAGAAAUUAUUAUCACUACCAGUUUCGAUAAGAUCAAAUAAGUAAUUACUGAAAGUUAGUGUAAUAUUUUAAGAUGAAUCAAAAUAUAAGUGAUGCUGAGAUUUCAAGUUGCCAUGAGAUAGAAGAAAUGCGCAAAGAAGCAGAACGAGUAGCACUGGAAGCACUGAGGCGCCGCAUGAACGACAUCAUACGAAUAGCUAUUGAAGAAGAUGAUGAGAUAGUCGGCGAGAGAGACGUGUUAGCCAUAGAGCUAGACAACGAGCUGCGAUCCGAGAGCCGGUACAGCGAACUGCUGAACGAGGCGCAGCAGGCCUCCCGCGUCCAGCUGCAGGAGAUGCUGGAGCUGCAGACCCAACUAACAAAUGCAAACGUGGACACCGUGAACCUGCUGACGUCACUGCAGGAGCUCCGCGAGCAAAACCACGCCACCCUCAGAGCCGAUCCUAUCUAUGCUCUGGUCCAAGAGGAACGCGAGUUGCAACAGAAAUUGGAUGACAUGGGAAUUUACGUGUACCCACCGACAGGCUCCCAAUAUUAAUACCUAUUACGUGCCCACCAGUGACUAUACCGACGCUCAAGGUCCGGUCCGAAGAAGUCACUAAAUAAGAAUUUGACUUUCUCUAGUAACUACGAGACUAUGAGUUGCCUAGUUUUUAAGUAGAUAAUCAUAUUAAGUCUGAAAACAUAAUAUUUUCUAGCGGUUUUGUAAUUUUUAAUCAUUAUUUCCACAAAUUAAUAUACAUAAGUAUUUAGUGUUGACAAAUUUUGCUUUUUAGACGGCUCGCUGGACGCAUGACACUCCACACGACAGUAGUUGAUCGCAUUUUAGAAGUUAAAGAAUUUAGAAAUAUCUAUUUGUAAAUAAAUAAAUUAUUAUAUUUCACCACUGACUGUGUAUUACAUAAUUGCUCAUACAUAGCAUAAACAUAUAAUGCUUAGGAUACCUAGGUUUAAUGUCCUUUAAUAUGUGUAAGAUUUAAUGUUCUCAUUCUUUUAAGAAAAAUGCAAUUACGAAUUUUGUUAAAUGCGAUUUAAAAUAGUAUUACUUAGUCUUAUUUUAUAAUAAUAAUAGUAUUAUUUUCCAACUCUUUGUAUAUUUCCAGUCGCACCAUACGAAUAAUAUACCUAUGUAUAAUAGUGUUUACUAUGAAAUACUUUAGAAUUAAUACAAUUCAUUAGACUAAUGAGCUAACUAAAUAAGAGAUAACAACAAAUCCGGUUACAUGGCUUAAGCAUAAGUACAUAACAUUUAUUACGACAAAUAUAUCUAAUGACCUAA